AUAUGUUUGUCACUGUAUAAUUUAUAUUAUAUUCUAUAUAAUGAAACCAUUGAGCUCUAAUGUGUUACGACUGCUGCGUAACAGAAUAUCGCACAUCGUUACAGCAGAUUCUCCUAGACAAGUAUUUCUCGCUGGUCCACAAGGACGUGGUAAAACCACGUUGAUCAUGGAUAUUGUCAACCAUGGAAAUCAUCAAAUGAGUGACAAGGCUUUGUAUAGCUACUACAACAUGGAUAACAAUGCUCAUCAUAACCUUCAGGUUAUGGUGACACAAUUCCUAUCUUCACUGAUAUCGCAAAACUCAUUAGUACCCGAAUCCUCACUCAAGGAUUGUGCAAAUAUCUACGAAAUUCUAGUUCAUGAAAAUCCUGCGGUGUUAGCUCAUAUACGAACCUUCUGUGAACGUAUCUUAACGUUGAAACACGUCGAUAGGGAGUUAGCUACUUAUCUUCGUAACAUGUUGGACCAGAGUGACACGAUUACGCCUGAAACAUGGGUUAAUACAUGUCAAAUGCUACUUAAGCAUUCGCCAGCAACUAUGGGAAUCCAAAAGGAUGUUACCGUUACUCCUGCAGAAGCAUGUUUCUACAACUUAUACGCCUCGGGUAUUAUCGCUGAAAGGACUGAGCUAGAAAGUGCAGAUGCCAGCAAUCCAAGUGCUAUGUUGACGACACGAUAUGCAAUUGCACACGUAUUACGAGCUAAUAAAAAACUAUGCGAUCUAAGAAACCGUAAAUGGAUAUUGUGCCUAGACGAAGUUCAUCACCUGUACCAAUCGUGCUUUUUACAUGAUAGAGGUCCUCGGUUCCUUAGUGAUCUUUUACUAGAAAUCCAGCGAAAUAAAGUCAAUUCAGUGCUUGUUUCUGAUGACAGCACCGUUUGCUUCCCAUACGUGGAUGAAAAGUUGGCACAAUCAAUAUCGCAAUGUUAUAUGAAAACAUAUAAGGAUCUGGGCUAUGUAGACACAAAGCAGCUGGUACACCUUGAUAUACCGGAAAUUGAAACUAACGUGGCAAAAGGUGGUAUUAAUGAAGUAGUGUACCAUUCAGAUUCUGUAAGUAAAGCACUACUUAAAUUAUCCGGCGGUAACCUGGGAUUAAUCAAUACACUGUUGACAUCAUACCAAAAAUUUGAAGAACAGCUUGAUCUGCCCGCCGUACAUAAAAUACUUGCGGGUUCGGAAAGCCCAGUGGAUGACGAGUAUUUCCCCCUAAAUGCAACAGCUGAAGAGCAGGUAACAUAUCUCCGGGAAGAACGAUCAAGAAUGUUCGUAAGGAACAUACAGAAUGUAGCACUAUCAAGCAAUAUUAGCAAGUUCGAAAAUAUGAUGAACAGAUUCCUCAGUCUGCCGUUAAUGGAACAAAUAAAACUCAGAUUGGAUGAUUACGUACACUUUAAAGUGAUUGUUAACGAGACCAUACGACUCUUGCUCCCGAAAAAUAUACUACAAUUGAAACCUAAAGCUAAUAUAGAAAACAAGGUUGUGCUUUGCAUGCUUGCAGCGGGCAUUAUCCACCUCAAUAUUGAAACGCGAUGCAUAGGAUUCAAGGAUACCUUGACUCGUGUACUCCUGGAAGCACAUAUCGAUAACGAUUAUGCAUCACUAUCGUGGAUCGACCAAGUUAAGUAUAAAGCGAACUACUUACUGAACCAACGUAAAAUUAAAAAGGAAGUAGACAGAUUUUUGCUUUGAACUUUUAUCAUAAGAUAUAUUUGGUACCAUUAUAACAUAA
Messenger RNA from Babesia bovis T2Bo, 1733 nucleotides. RefSeq lists its product as uncharacterized. The transcript has 7 exons. The record is from RefSeq and is a predicted model, not a curated record. The coding region runs from base 41 to 1693 and encodes 550 amino acids. NCBI's taxonomy places the organism in Eukaryota, Apicomplexa, Aconoidasida, Piroplasmida, Babesiidae.